Messenger RNA from Moneuplotes crassus, 3248 nucleotides. NCBI's taxonomy places the organism in Eukaryota, Ciliophora, Spirotrichea, Euplotida, Euplotidae. The record is from the annotation of a GenBank genome assembly.
UAAAUAUGUUCAAAGCAUUGACUUGUAGACCCCAAACUCGCUUGUUACCUUACUCUCAUAUUCACAGGAGAACCUUCUUCAACUUCUUUAAGAGAGAUAAGAAGAGCAACCAAGAGCCUGUGUCUAAAGAAACGGACUCUGAAGAAAUUACCCAAACAAACAUUCAGGAAAAUUUGACUCAGAAACCAGCAAAUACAUCUCCUACUGGAGAAAGACAGUUCGUUAAGAAUUUGGAUCAAUCGGAGAAGAAAGAAUCGACUGAAUCUCAUCUUCAAACUCAAGAAACAAUGGACUCAGAGUUACUCAUGAGAGAAGAACCCACUCCGAUGGAGAUUCCAAAAGCCAGUGAGGUUGCUAGUGGCUCAUACAAAGACCCAAGGCUGCAAGAAUUUGAAGGAACUGAAAAGUUCAAGGAAAGCCUGACACAGAUGCAGGAAUUCAUCCCUGAAGCACCACAAUUAACUAAAUUUUCAAGACUUCGAAAGAUUGAUCCUGAACAGAAGGAAGUAUUGAAUAAUCUGAUUGCUUACACGAACAAAGAGCUCACAAUGAAAUUUAAGAGAGAACAUGUGUACAAUAUCAGCGGUCAUUCACUGUAUUUCCCCAAGAAAGAUGGAUCACAAAUCAGCACCAGUGAGGAAGCUCUCUACAAAGAAGUUGUAUUCGAGUCAGAUAAGACUGAGUUCCUUCGGAGUCAAGUAAAAGUUGACAAUCAGUUAAAAAGAAGACCUACUAAGAUCAGAAAUAUGCAAAAGUUUAACAAAGAGUUGAUCAAAAAUGCUCAGUUGCCAAAACACAUUAGGUUUGAUACCUGGACAUCUAAUAAAUUUGAGAAAUAUCUGGAUCCGUAUAAGUAUCUGGAUAAGCCAACAGACAAGCAGAAUAAAGCAUUUAUGAACAAAGAGAACCAAUAUAGGAAUUCCUUACUUUUCAAAGCAAAGAUGAAGGAAGAGAUUUUCUUACGAGAAAUUGAAAACAGGCAGUUCAACCCCAAACUCGUGCCUAUUUUCUACGAAAAGUUUUGAUAUUACAGAAAUAUCGAUAACCCAGCAGAUAACAUGACAAUAUACAGGUAUCCUGCUGAUAAGAUAACUGAUCGUGGAAAGAUUCCCACAGAGAACCUCGAGCAUGAGCAAAGAGUCUUCUUACUCAGCGAUCUUACACAUCUUUACGAUGAGUAUGCUCUCAAGAUCCCUGCUAUCAAGGAAUUCAUAGAGGAACUGAUGAAAUCUUUGGACGAAGGGAACCUUAGUCCAUUAUACUGGUUUAAUAUCAAUCAUGAUGAGAACUAUGCAGCUAUUGUAUUCGAUACAUUUGGAAAUGGAACGACUUAUGAUAUAGUCAUCAAAGACCUCAAGCUUGACAAGCUUCUGCCUAUCAUUGUGAGAAAUUCUGAAGGAGUCGUCUUUGACCAAUUUCAAGGUUUUUAUUAUCCAUUGAAAGACGCUGAAGGAAGAGCCUACAGAAUUUGUAGACACCAGUUAGGCACAAUGCAGAGUAAUGAUUCGUUGAUAUACGAAGAGACUAAUCCUGAUUUUGAAGUUGAGGUUAGUUCAUCUUCAAGCAAUGAAUACGUAUUUAUCAAUAUAAAAUCUCGAUUCAUGCCACUAACCAAUGAAGUCUGGUUCAAGCACACAAAAGAUACAGAGGGUGACUUUUCCCUGAUCAGCCCAAUGAAAUAUGGAAUUAACUACACAGUAAAGCAUAGUGAACAAUUUUUCUACAAAAUGACAAAUGAAGAGGAUGGAGUAAAUUAUAAAAUUACUAAAAUUCCACUUCCUAGUAAAUAUCUUUUACUAAAUGAACCAUCAAAUAAGGCGUCUGAGUUCAAGCCUAAGAGUCAUACAGCUCUUGAAGUUGUUAGGAAAGAAAGACUCCAGUUACCAGGAGAUAAACUGAUCACUCUUCCUGAAAGCCACUACUUUGAGAAUAGAAAGGAUGCUAUCGAAGUGAGAGGGACCAACCAACUCCAGAUAGUUCAACCUACUGAACUGAUUAAAACAGAUUAUGACGCUAAACUAUUAGAUUUUGAGGUAACCAAGCAUAACCUCUGUGUGCUAGAAGAGAGAAACCUUUCUGAAAGAUUAAGAAUCUUGACUUUAAAGAACAACAGAUGGAAUACAGUGACUCUUCCUGAAGAGUACUACACUCUCAAACUAGAGGACAACAUGACUUAUAACACUCAGUAUCUCAGAUACAGAGUUUCAAUGCCUCAUCUGCCUGAUAAGGUGAAUGAGCAUAAUAUGGGGACUCACAAGACGGACACAAUCCAUUUAGACCAUUAUUCUAAUUUUGACCCUUCGAAGUACAGAACUGAGAUGAUCACAGUUGAGGAUUGUCCCAUUGUGCUGAGUUAUAAUGUCAAUGAAUAUAAUGAAAAUAGUCCAUUUGUGCUGCAUACACUUGGAGCCGAUUCUAGCAAGAAAGACUUCCAAUUUGACCAAGCUAAGGUCAGUCUCAUGGACAGAGGUAUUGUGUACGCAUAUCCAAUGGUCAGAGGUACAAAAUAUCUGGAUGAUGAAUGGUACCUGAGUGGGCUAAACCUGAGAAGAAUUGAACAUUUCCUCGAUGUUAGUAUCUUCUUGAAAGAAAAACAACUCACCCCUUCUCUUGGCAUCUAUUCAGAAGGUCUGAGCGGAUCAGUCCUUGCCCUUUGUUCCAUGCUUAGAGAGCCUCUUUUAUAUGAUGCUAUUAGUAUUCAUAACCCCAUAACAGACUUGACUGGAUACCUUAAUUCAAGUGAUCUGUCUGCCAAUGAGAAAUCAGCUUUAACAGAAGAAUUUGGGUCUGUUGAAAAUGAAGAAAUUUACAAAAUUCUGAAGCUUAUGAACCCUUAUAUGCUUCCUAUUAGCCCAGAGCAGGAUUAUCCUACAGAUUUACUGCUAACAUACGAUCAUGAAGACACUAAAAAUUCAACAAAAAGUUCUUGUGCAGCUCAUUCAAAGAAGUUCAUUGCUAAGAUGAGAGAAGUAAACCACAAAGGAGACUUCAUGUUUGUUGAAGAACUACCUAGAUCUUACUCAUCAGGCCCAUACGCCGAUCCUUUAAUGCAGAGGACUAAGAGUUAUUCUUUCCUAGCCCUCUCGCUUCUCUUUAGAGGUACCAAAGAAAAGCGUUUGAUCCGUUCACCGCAAGAUCCUUCAGUGAAGUACUCUGACGCUUCCCAAAGGAGUAUGGAUGAGAAACUAAAGGAAUAUGAUAUGUAGCUUCAAGUAAACAUUUUGAUCAAAGAAAGAACUCAAUAUUAA